Octodon degus (degu) is the source of this 2711-nucleotide messenger RNA. RefSeq names its product solute carrier family 6 member 4 (gene Slc6a4). NCBI's taxonomy places the organism in Eukaryota, Metazoa, Chordata, Mammalia, Rodentia, Octodontidae. The coding region runs from base 201 to 2093 and encodes 630 amino acids. The record is from RefSeq and is a predicted model, not a curated record. Gene Ontology annotation, cellular component: neuron projection; plasma membrane. Gene Ontology annotation, biological process: serotonin uptake; sodium ion transmembrane transport. The transcript is spliced from 14 exons. Gene Ontology annotation, molecular function: serotonin binding; serotonin:sodium:chloride symporter activity.
AGUGCGGCGCGGGCGCCGGCUCUGCACAGCAGCGGACGCCCCGGGCCUCGAGGGCGCGAGGGUCGCUCCGCCGCCCGCCGCCCAGGCAGAGCUCUCAAUCCCAUCACUGUAAAGCUCUGAGGAGAUCCACAAUCCAGACACCAGGAGUUGUGUUCAGGGCAUUGGCAGAUGGGCAUCAGUGUCAGUUACUAACCAACAAGAUGGAGACCACAGCCUUGAAUUCUCAGAAGGCGCUAUCGGUGUGUAAGGGCAGAGAGGAUUGUCAAGAAAACAGUCUUUUACAGAAGAGUGUUCCCGCGCCGGGCGACAGAGCAGAAUCUGGCCAGAUAUCCAAUGGGUACUCAGCAGUUCCCAGCUCUAGCACAGGGGAUGACACUGAGCGUUCAGUCCCAGCUGCCACUACCACCCUAGUAGCGGAAGCAUAUCAAGGGGAACGGGAGACCUGGGGCAAGAAGAUAGAUUUUCUCCUCUCGGUCAUCGGCUACGCUGUGGACCUGGGCAACAUCUGGCGCUUUCCCUACGUGUGUUACCAAAAUGGUGGAGGAGCAUUCCUCCUCCCCUACACCAUCAUGGCCAUAUUUGGAGGGAUCCCACUCUUUUAUAUGGAGCUUGCAUUGGGCCAGUAUCACCGAAAUGGAUGCAUUUCUAUAUGGAGGAAAAUCUGCCCAAUUUUCAAAGGGAUUGGCUAUGCCAUCUGCAUCAUUGCCUUUUACAUUGCCUCCUACUACAACACCAUCAUGGCCUGGGCACUCUACUACCUCAUCUCCUCCUUCACGGACCGGCUGCCCUGGACCAGCUGCAGGAACUCCUGGAACACUGGCAACUGCACCAACUACUUCUCCGAGGACAACAUCACUUGGACACUCCACUCCACGUCUCCUGCUGAAGAAUUUUAUAUGCGCCACAUUCUACAGAUCCACCGGGCUAAGGGACUCCAGGACAUGGGGGGCAUCAGUUGGCAGCUUACCCUCUGCAUCAUGCUUAUCUUUACCAUUAUAUACUUCAGCAUCUGGAAAGGUGUCAAAACAUCUGGCAAGGUGGUGUGGGUGACAGCUACCUUUCCUUAUAUCGUCCUUUCUAUACUGCUGGUGAGGGGGGCAACACUCCCAGGAGCAUGGAAAGGUGUGCUCUUCUACUUGAAACCCAACUGGCAGAAACUCCUGGAGACAGGGGUGUGGAUCGAUGCUGCUGCUCAGAUAUUCUUCUCUCUUGGUCCAGGCUUCGGGGUCCUCCUGGCCUUUGCCAGCUAUAACAAAUUCAACAACAACUGUUACCAAGAUGCCCUGGUGACCAGUGUGGUGAACUGCAUGACAAGCUUCCUUUCGGGAUUUGUCAUCUUCACGGUGCUGGGGUACAUGGCUGAGAUGAGGAACGAAGAUGUGUCCGAGGUGGCCAAAGAUGCAGGCCCCAGCCUCCUCUUCAUCACAUAUGCAGAAGCCAUAGCCAAUAUGCCAGCAGCCACAUUUUUUGCCAUCAUCUUCUUCCUCAUGUUAAUCACCCUGGGUUUGGACAGCACAUUUGCAGGCUUGGAGGGGGUGAUCACAGCUGUACUGGAUGAGUUUCCACACAUCUGGGCCAGGCGUCGAGAGUGGUUCGUGCUUGCUGUGGUCAUAACUUGUUUCUUUGGAUCCUUGACCACCUUGACUUUUGGAGGAGCCUAUGUGGUGAAACUGCUGGAGGAAUACGCUACGGGGCCUGCGGUGCUAACAGUUGUGCUUAUAGAAGCCAUCGCGGUGUCUUGGUUCUAUGGGGUCACUCAGUUCUGCAGUGAUGUGGAGGAGAUGCUCGGCUUCAGCCCUGGAUGGUUCUGGAGGGUCUGCUGGGUAGCCAUCAGCCCUGUGCUCCUCCUGUUCAUCAUCUGCAGUUUUCUGAUGAUCCCGCCCCAGCUGCGACUUUUCCAAUACAGUUAUCCCCACUGGAGUGUCAUCCUGGGUUACUGCAUAGGAACUUCCUCUAUUAUCUGCAUCCCCGCAUAUAUAACUUAUCGGCUGAUCAGCACUCCAGGGACACUGAAGGAGCGCAUUAUUAAAAGUAUCACUCCAGAAACACCAACAGAGAUUCCUUGUGGGGACAUCCGCUUGAACGCUGUGUAACACACUGCAGUGGGAGCCGGCUUCCCAGCCCUCUAGCUCUGACAAAUCCCGCCUCACCUCUUCCCUCUCAGUGAAUGAGUUUCCAGCCUGCCUAAUGGCGAAAGGAUCUUCGUGGAGACACAGAGCCAAAAGUCUGCUGCCCAGACUUGCUGCCUCCAUUAAGUCUCUGGGACAUUAUUACUACAUUGGACUAUGAUACAACUGAACUGGCCUGUUUUGAGUGUGUGAAGGUGUGUAUGGAGGUGAUGAAAACUGCCCCCUCACUGACUAGCUUAGGUUUAGAAUCAAGUUCGUGACUGUUUCCUGUGUCUUUUUUUUUGGGGGGGGUAUAAUUGUUAUCUGAUAUCUGUUUGCCUCUAAAGGCUUCACUGUUCAUGAAUGCAUUAAACAUUAGAAGAAAAUGGGAUGUUGUCUUGCUCGCCAUAUAUUUUCUGAAUAGCAUAGAAUUCUAUUGCUUGACUCUACUAGAACCUUCUUACCCAUGUGCUUCUGUGGGUCAGGAAAAGAUGAUGUAAGAAGCUCAACUGAAAAAUAAUGUGUAUAUGUGAGCAUUUGUGUCUGUGUAUAUUGUUAUGUCUGUUUAUUCUUAUUUGUACUCCAACACUUUGGCCCCAUUAU